This is a messenger RNA of Drosophila kikkawai, 818 nucleotides long. Its product is annotated as probable RNA-binding protein 18. Gene Ontology annotation, molecular function: RNA binding. The record is from RefSeq and is a predicted model, not a curated record. Lineage: Eukaryota; Metazoa; Arthropoda; Insecta; Diptera; Drosophilidae.
CUCUUUCGAUACACAGCUGACGGCAAUUCAACUCACCAGAAAUCUUAGAUAGUUUUUGUGUUUAUAUUUUUUGGCAAACAAAAUGGAAAAUGCUGCGGCCACAUCAAGCAGCGGGACGGAUGGCAGGAAUACCGAGGAACAGCGACGCAUUUGGGUGGGAAAUCUGGACUCUCGCAUCACCGAGUUUCAACUCCUCAAACUGAUGCAAAAAUGCGGUGCCAUCGAGAAGUUCGACAUGCUGUUCCACAAGGGCGGCCCCAUGGUUGGCCAGUCGCGUGGCUACGCCUUUGUCACAUUCGCUCAGAACGAGGGCGCCACUAAUGCCUUGCUAAAGCUGGAUGGCACCAGCGUGGGCAAUCGCUCCAUAGCCGUUCGUCUUGCCAAAAACAUCAAAUAUGAUGACCUACAGAAGCCCAAGCCGCGCAUUGAGAUCCCUGCCCUGGGCAGCGGCAAGCGCGAGGAGAAGAUCAGCAAGUCUGAAGCCAUACGAGCCAUUGAGGCCAAAUUAAAAGUUUUGGAACGGCAGACGGAUGACAAUCUCGAGCUCAAUACCAUGGGCAGGGGUGAGGCAAAUGUGCCCUUUAUCCAGCGCUAUCAGUUCAACAAGGAUCGGGACGGAACGCAGCGCUACGGCAAGUCGUCCUCCGCCCCAUAUCAUCGACAGCAGCGACCCAAGCGACGCUAAAACCUCCGCCUCCACACCCAUUUAGUCUGUAAACAAAAAUCUAUAGUAAUCUUAGGACGCUACCUCAGCAGACGAGCCUCCUGGCAGGUGUAAUUUACAAUUUAUUUAUUAAAAAAACAAAAGACGAGAUAAA